Messenger RNA from Liolophura sinensis, 6484 nucleotides. Its product is annotated as inositol polyphosphate 5-phosphatase OCRL-like. The record is from RefSeq and is a predicted model, not a curated record. Gene Ontology annotation, biological process: signal transduction; phosphatidylinositol dephosphorylation. NCBI's taxonomy places the organism in Eukaryota, Metazoa, Mollusca, Polyplacophora, Chitonida, Chitonidae. The transcript has 27 exons. Bases 350 to 3277 code for a protein of 975 amino acids. Gene Ontology annotation, cellular component: membrane. Gene Ontology annotation, molecular function: phosphatidylinositol-4,5-bisphosphate 5-phosphatase activity; inositol phosphate phosphatase activity.
AAGAGUCGGCUAAGGGUUGUGAACAUUUUUGUGAUCAUUUUUCCUUCAUCGGGAAAAUCACCAAUCGUGAUAUAUGUGUGGUUUGUCAGUGUGUCAGUUCAAUUUGGCGUUUGUCAGUCGAGUAAAGUGUUCCACAGUGAAUUUCGAACUGAAUACGUAACCUGCGCUUGUCGGAUGUCAUCCAGCAAAUUUGACACAUGGGCUACUGUUACUGCGGGUGCCAGUGUUAACGACAACAACCUGCUUUUUGAUAGAAACGAUGUUAAAGAGGGACUUUCUUAGUCAGCUUGAGGAGUAAAGAGUGCAGCCAGAAAAGAACAACUGUUGUAAAGCGAUAGGUGAUGUUACCAUGGAUCCAUCAGCGUUGGUGAAGAAAAAACUGAGCCCGGAGGAAAAGUGUUUAAUCUGUCUUGAGGUUGGAUUUGUUCAAGAUUGGUUGAAGUCCACAAAAUACUUGGCUCUGGUGGAAAGACAUAGGGACCAUGCGAUCUUUGUAUAUUCUAGCAGCCGUGUUCCUUGUUUGGAUGCGUCAGACCUCAGUCUAGAUACAGUGCUGCCCAUUGAGAGAGACUUGCGGUGCACAGCAGAAAAACCCCAAUAUGAGCCUCCGAAAACGUCUGAGCCUCAAAAGAAAGAAAAGAAAGCAUCAGAUUUGGGUGUAUCCAUUAAAAGCUCCAGAGGCAACCUUCUGCUAGAACUGCCCCAAGGGUCACAGACGGACAAGUUUUUAUCAGAACUGCAAAAAUCUAGGGACGUGUUGCUGAAGUCCAAUGGUCUUCCCUCGUCGUUCUCAUGGAUUGACAAGUACACAAAGCCAGGAGUGAAAAACAGUGGGAAUGUGUUUGCCACAGAUGUGUUUGACCCAUUAAAACAAGGUGGUUCUCAAUCAAGCGCGAGUCAGUCAUUAAAUAUGAAUGACUUGCUGGGUUUGCAUGUAGGUAUGGAUGUGCCAGUAGAUAAUACCCCUAAUUAUAUGUAUCCCGCCAACGCUUACCUCCCCUUGACCACCACACAAAACCUUUUGUCAGCCCAGCAUAGUGAAAAGGACAAGGAUAUCCUGCCUAUAGUGGAUGAUCAUUUCACAGAUCCUUACCUUCAGAGUAAACUGUCACCAGCAGUCAGCAAGGAUUCCCUGGACUCAUGGGCACCGACAAAUCCAGACAGUGUGGAGAGCAGUCUUCAUAAACAGCUGGGCUUGCCGACUCCUAAACCUGUGACGGCUCGAGAAACAUUUGUCAAACAUUACAUGGCCGACAGAGAAUCUGAGUUUGUCAACACAGAGACCAUUAGGGUAUUCUGUGGCACGUGGAAUGUGAACGGUCAGGCACCCGCUGAGAACCUUGUACCCUGGCUGUCACCCGAUUCCCAGCCCCCAGACAUCUAUGCCAUAGGAUUUCAAGAGUUAGAUUUGAGCAAAGAAGCAUUCAUCUUUUCUGAAUCUGCAAGAGAAUUAGAUUGGAAGAGAUUUGUAGAGGAAGCUUUGCAUCUGAAACAAAAAUACAAAAUGGUGAAACUCGUUCGACUGGUUGGGAUCAUGUUGAUUGUCUAUGUAAAAAAGGAUUUAUGGAAAAAUGUUACUUUGGUGGAUUCUGAGAGUGUUCCCACAGGAAUUAUGGGUAUCAUGGGCAAUAAAGGAGGCGUGGCAGUUAGGUUUACAGUACACAAUACGUCAUUCUGCUUUGUCAACUCUCAUCUGGCAGCACAUCAGGACGAAUGGGAAAGGCGUAAUCAGGAUUAUCGAGACAUCAAUUCUAAGAUGAGAUUUAAGACAUUUGUCCCUCCAUUGACCAUUUCAGAACAUGACGUGAUAUUCUGGAUUGGGGAUCUCAACUACAGAUUGUCUGACAUAGAUAUUGAUAGUGUUAAAUCCUUGAUAUCUAAGAAGGAGUAUGACAAACUUUUCCGGCAUGAUCAGCUAUUCCAACAGAUGGGGCCCAAUUCUGAUAUAUUCAAGGGUUACAAUGAGCAUGAAAUUACAUUCCGUCCUUCCUACAAGUAUACGCCUGGCUCAGAUGAUUGGGAUGGCAGUGAGAAGAACCGAGCUCCGGCCUGGUGUGACAGAAUCCUGUGGAAGGGCAGUGGCAUUAAGCAGAAGUACUACACUAGUCAGCCCAAACUCCGAGUCUCUGACCACAAGCCUGUCCUGUCCUUGUUUGAAGUAGCGGUGAAAGUGAUUGAUCAAGUACGAUACAAGAAAGUGUAUGAGGAUGUGAUGAAGAAAUUAGAUAGAUUAGAAAAUGAAUUUUUGCCUCAGGUGAAACUUGACAGAACUGAGUUUGAAUUCAAGAAUGUCAAGUUUUUUGAGCCCCAAGUACAGGUCUUGACUAUAGCCAAUACAGGACAGCUCCCUGUGCAGUUUGAAUUCAUCAACAAGUUAGAUGAUGACAGUUACUCCAAACCCUGGUUGACAGUUGACCCAGUUUUAUCUACUAUAAUGCCAGGCUACUCCUGUGAGGUGGAGAUCAAGGUGGAGGUAAUGAAGUCUGCAGCUGGUCUACUGAACUCAGGAGCUGAAACCAUUGAAGACAUUCUAGUUCUACAUCUGGAUGGUGGCAAAGACUUCUUUGUCCCUAUCACAGGUUCCUACAUCCCCAGUACAUUUGGCUCGUCUUUAGAAGCCCUUAUACAGAUGCAUGAGCCCAUUCAUGAAGUCCCCGUGGCACAACUUAUAGAUCUGGAAGCUCCUGGUAGUUUAGAGAAGCGCGUUUGUCACGAUGAGUUGGACGGACCUCCAUUUGCUGUUCCCAAAGAAAUCUGGCGACUGGUUGACCACCUUAAUAAGCACGGAAUCCAACAGAAUGAUCUGUUCCGGUUACCUGGCCUGCACAGUGAGGUCAAACAGAUUAGGGACUGCCUGGACACAGGAAUACCAGACAAAGUCCCUGGCAGCGUGCAUUCUGUAGCAGAAGCCUUGCUGAUAUUCUUACAAUGUCUUCCUGAGCCGGUAAUCCCGUACAACGUCUACAGAAAAUGCCUGGAUUCUUGUACUAACUUCUUUACAGCUAAACAGGUAUUACAGGAUAUCCCAGAACACCAUAAAAACGUGUUUAAGUAUCUCUGCGCUUUCCUUCGAGAGCUUUUGAGGCACUCUAAAGAAAAUGGAUUAGACGAGAAGUUCCUUGCGUCUUUAUUCGGAGAGAUAUUCCUGCGGGCACCCAACUCUAUACACACGGUCGACUCAAGAAACAGUUCAGCGAAACCGGACCGUGAUGAUCCGGACGAAAGAAAACGCGCGGCAUUUGUGUACUUGUUCCUGACAAAUGAGUACGACGACUGAUCUCUUGAUCCGGGCCAAUUUAGCCACGCUGGAUUGUGGGAGGAAUCAGCCUGCUGGGGAAACAGGCCAGAUAUGCUGGGAGAAGUGGACAUUAAAAUACCCAAGUGAUCCACACUGUAGACGGUUCACAUUGUCCGUGGACUUGCGUUUGUUGUCGUUGUACGGAUUCUAAUUGCAAUGAUGUAACUACUUAAGGUUGUUGUGUAAGCUUCUAACCCUACACCUAUAUGAGCUGCGUGAUUUAUACAUCUGUGUUUUCAUGUAUAUAAAUAUUUAUAAAUAUGCAUUUAUGGAAUAGUUCAUUUAUCUUAAGGGUGUAUAUAUAUUUUACAUCGCAUUAUUGUAAAUGACAAUCUUGCGAACAGAAGCUAUCGUUAGGUCACAAAGUUACAGAAUGUAUUUAUUUUUAUUCCUUCAUUACUUCACAUAGUUUUCUAUUUCAUGUAGAUCUUCUGAAAUCUAUUUUGUUACGAGUUAUUUUAUGUUUAUUACAGCUUGAGGUGGGUAUUUUAUGUGUCAGUACACUUCAUGAGUUCAAGUGAAAAUUUUUUGUGAACACCAUUUGUAUACAGAUGCUUACAGCCUUUUUAUUUCAUUUUUUUAUUCUUGCUGAUUGACAGUGUUUUUCCGCUUUUAUGGGAUCGUCCUGAGCGUUUGUCAGGUCGGCCUAGUCUUGUAAAGUGUAUGAGGUUCACACUCGAUGUAGACGAUGAAAUUUUUAUAAGGUACAAGGUGGCGCCACUGAUCGUCUUUCUUGGACAUGGCUUUCAGUGAUGAUGCAGGAGUACAGCCCGCCUUUGUGGUACUUCUCCCCUCUUUUUGUGAAAGCCUAACGUGAUACAUACAGCGAAAGAGCUAGGCGAAAAUGUUAUUACCGGCCCUUUAUAUAAGUGUGGCCAAGCCUAUUAAACUGGUUAUAUAAAAAAUCAUUUUGGCUGAUAUAGUUACCGCUAAUUAAUCAUAGAGAUAUGCUUUUUUUUUUUACUGACUAGAGUAAAUGUUUUAUUCAGUGCUUCGAUCCACUCUUGUCGGCACUGAAUGGCUAGCGUAAUGACCGCAAAGCACGUGUUCCUUCAAGCCGCCUGACUGCGUAAGGAGAAGACAGGGCCGAUAGCCGUCUCUUCCCUCCUAGCCUGGGUUGGAAUGUUUUCUGGGACCGAGCUAUCCAGUUGUUAAGUGGUGUUAUUGGAUUGGAGAGGAUUGGCUGUGUUUCUUUCGUCUGUAAGGGCAAGAAUUGUAGCACGGCUGAACGGGCCGUUUGAACAGCUGCUAACUGGGACGUUUUCACCCAAGCACAAUUUAUACCGUUACCAGUUGGGCAAAAUAUUUUAAUGGUUACUCGUUCUGGCCAGGAAUGGAACUUUAGGAGCGCUACUCGGCCACAAAGCGGACAUCUCGGGCCAGACCACCAAGGAAUUUAAUCCGCGUUGUACACGCUGUCUUGUCGGAAUUCGUUCUAGCAUCAUCGGGCGUAUCAUCGGUAGUUAUACAAGGCGUUGUUGCUGUGUUGUGCUGCAACUAUCUGGCAAAGAAGUUCGUGUCUCGGAGGUUAAUAAAAGUUUUUUUGACAGCUUCCUUAAUGUACCCUAAAAUGUUGGUUUGUUUUGAUGGAAGUAAUAAAUCAGAGGGAAAUUGAAGCGGUAUAUUGGUGUUCGCCGGCUGACAACGACUCCAAUUCUCAAAUGACCGGGAAUAAAUCUGGCUGAAUUGUUUGCACAUAUGACAGACCAUCUCCAGCAGGCCGAUGCUAUCUUAACUUGUUACAGAGACUCUUCUAGAUCUAGACCCGGCCGCUUUAGAUACUAGCAGUCCGCUGAUAGAGGAGUUUUUCUCCAAAAAUCUGUUUAAAUAACUAAGUUUUGUGUACGAACACCAAUGUAGUUUGCUUCCGAACUUGGAUCUGACAGUCAUUUGGAUCUACUCGCUGAUGACUCGCCUCUUCCAUUCCAUCAUCCCAGGUAGGCAAUCUGCACUAAAUAGAAUUCUACGUGGUAGGUGCCAAGGUUUCCUUGUGUUUCUGUGUUUCAGCUGUAGCCCAACAACCAUCAAUGUUUGAAUGAAUGAUGAAUAUUUUAGAUGUACUACUAUAUAUAGCAGUAGUCCAGUCAGUUGUAUUGUUUUUAAUAGAAUGUCCUCCAUAGUCUGCCUUCCUAACUCUUGUGAGGCAAGUCAUUUAGGAUGGGUAUAAAAAGACUGUUUGAAGGAUUUUCGAUCAACCUUGACCCUUGCGUUGUCACGGGGUUAAAACAGGAUUAAGGAACUACUUUAAGACGGGAUUUAGUAUUCUUCGUUGUGACCUACAGCAACACAUGCCAAAGACCCAUUUAUGAAUAUACGUAAUCAUCACGAGGUAUGUAAUGUUUAUUUAUACAGACAUCCAACUGCACGAAUCUCUAGUUCUUUUUUUUAUAAACUGUUUGUACAAUUUGUCAAUCCUAAUAGUGUAUGCCGUCAUUUCACAGUCGAAGAACCCAUUUUAUGAAGCAGUCAAAAGGGCGUUCGUCACGUAAUAUACUCAAUAAAUGAUUGUUACACCAGUACAUGGAAAUAUAUCGUUCUUUCACCAGAUUAAAAGUACUAUCUGUAGAAAACGAAGUAUACAAGGUUGUCCUGCUGUAGGUUUUAACUUUGCGACUGGUAACGCGGUACACCGCUAUUUGUCAGCAUUUGUGAAACCAUCAUGUUCUAAUGUACUGUUAUCGUUUGAGAUUGUUCAUGGUGUUAUUGGACCCUGCCUUGCCUGUGUUGUGCAAAGCAGUACCUCUGGUUAUUAUAUGGUAAUUGCCUUGUAAAACAUAGCCUUCUGGUGACCGUUGACGGGUACUGAUCUCUUAGAUCAUACCUCUAUUAAUCAAGUAAACCCUGGCAGUCUAGGCAGUACACCAAGGCCUGAUAUAUGUCGGAAGGGCCCGGCGUGGCAACUGCUGAUAGCUGUUAUGCUGGACCUUCUCCAGGGACUGUAUAACAGUGUAAAUUUGUGUAACCUUCCGCAUGACCAUAACCCAGUUUGUAGUAGCAAAACUGCCUCUGGCUCGAAGCCAGAAACAAAGAUGUAUGUUCACAACCUUUUGUACUAAGUUUGCCUGAAAACUCACUGCAUUGAUAAGUAUACAAACCAGUGUCCUUCGUGUCUUCAAUCUUCACUGUGUGUUUCUUUACCUUUUACCGCUAAUAAAAUACUGCCAGUGUCAGAAAGUCAGUGUGCUG